UGACUGUGUCUAAACCCAUCCUCAAAAUAAAGAAAAUCGGAAGGUGAAGCAGUGGGAGAUUAUAGAGAUGACGCUCAAAUUAUACGUAGAUCGUAUGUCCCAAGCUUGUCGUGAAGUUAUAAUCUUCUGCAAGUUAAAUGGGAUAGACUUUGAGGAAGUUCAUAUAGAUCUCUCCAAACGCCAGCAAUUGUCUCCUGAAUAUCGAGAAAUUAAUCCCAUCCGGCAAAUACCAGCUAUAAUGGAUGGAAGAUUUAAGCUUUCCGAAAGUCAUGCAAUUCUUAGAUACCUGGCUUGUGCAUUUCCACGAAUUGCAGAUCAUUGGUAUCCAGCUGACUUAUACAAAAGAGCAAAGGUCGAAUCGGUGUUGGAUUGGCAACGUACUACCUUCCCUCGCGGUCCAGGUUCAUAUGUCUUUUAUUCUGUUCUUGGUACUACUGUUGGGAUGCCUUUGAAUACAAAAGCAGCAGCAAGAACAGAGAAGAACCUUAUAGCAUCUCUUGCGUUGAUCGAGUCUGUUUGGCUCCAGAAAAAAGGUCGGUUUUUGCUUGGGAGUGACCAACCUUCAAUUGCAGAUCUUAGCUUAGCGUGCGAGAUUAUGGAACUUGAGGUUCUGGAUGAUAAGGAUCAUGAGCGGAUAUUAGGCCCAUUCAAGAGAGUUCUGAAGUGGCUUGAUGAUACGAAGAAUGCCAUGGCACCUCAUUUCGAAGAAGUACAAUCAACCCUCUCUAAUUAUAAAGAGAAGGUGCAAAAGCAAAGAAAUGCUGUAGGAAGUAAAAUUACUCAAUCGGGCAGAAAACCUGUCCUGCAGUCGAAGAUGUGACAAAAGGAGUUAGGAGACCAGACGCUGCAUUAUGCUUGCAGCAUCGCGGAUGAUUGUUUCUUCUACACUGUCUAUUUGAAGCUGAUCAGGAAGAGAUUUCUGGUCCGAGCUUUCCUACUACUUAUUAUUUUGCUCUAGAUACUUCCCUUUUCCUUAGUAUUUUUCAUCAUUGCGUCACUCUUGUAUUUUUCAAUUCUAAAAACGUUUUUCUUGAGACGAGAGUCUAUCAGAAACAACCUCUCUACCUCAAACAAGAUGGGGGUAAGAUCCGUGUUCAUUCUAGUACCCUCCCCAGACAUCACACUGGGUAUGUUGUUGUUGUAGUUGUAUUCAUAAAAUAAGUGCACACAAUAUGUAAUAAGACAAGUUGAGUGUUCCUUAAUCUUGGCAACAGAUCUGUUAUUUCCUAUGGUAUUACUAUAUACUGUUUCCUCUUC
Molecule: messenger RNA, 1257 nt
Organism: Solanum tuberosum (potato)
Lineage: Eukaryota; Viridiplantae; Streptophyta; Magnoliopsida; Solanales; Solanaceae
Product: glutathione S-transferase T1-like
Exons: 7
Coding region: 68-820 (250 amino acids)
Source: RefSeq, a predicted model, not a curated record